Messenger RNA from Salvia hispanica, 1608 nucleotides. The record is from RefSeq and is a predicted model, not a curated record. Lineage: Eukaryota; Viridiplantae; Streptophyta; Magnoliopsida; Lamiales; Lamiaceae.
UAGUCCCACUCCAACAUCUUCUCAUUCACAUACACACGUACACACUUCCUCGAACAUUUCAAACCUUAGAUUAUUCACACAAUCUCACACACACACAAAGAUGAAUCUCCUCACAAUAUCAACACAAAUAAUAGUAGCAAUCAUCUUCUUCAUGCAUUCAACCCAAUCCCUCUCCUCCCAAUCCCUCAUCCUCCCCCUCAAAGCCAAGCUAAUCCCCUCAAACAAGCUCUCCUUCCACCACAACAUCUCCCUCACCGUCUCCCUCACCGUUGGCUCGCCGCCUCAGGCGGCGACCAUGGUCCUCGACACUGGCAGCGAGCUCUCCUGGCUCCGCUGCCAGAAGACCCCCGCCGCCGCCCCCUCCUUCUCCCCCUCCCUCUCCUCCUCCUACCGCCCCACCCCUUGCUCCUCCUCCACCUGCACCACCCGCACCCGCGACUUCCCCAUCCCGGCCUCCUGCGACGCCCGCCACCUCUGCCACGUGGCCGUCUCCUACGCCGACGCCUCCUCCGCCGAGGGCAACUUAGCCGCAGAGGUUUUCCACCUGGACCGGUCAAAUUCAUUUGAUAACAUCACAUUCGGCUGCAUGGACACCGGUUCAUCUUCCAACCCGGAGGACUUAAAAACCACCGGUCUGGUCGGAUUGAACCGGGGCGGUUUAUCCUUCAUAAGCCAGACCGGUUUUCGCAAAUUUUCUUAUUGCAUAUCCGGCAAAGACUCCAGCGGCGUGUUGCUCUUCGGCGAUGCGGAUUUCCCCUGGCUGUCGCCGCUGAACUACACGCCGCUAGUGGAAAUGCCGGCGGCGACGCGGCUCCCGUACUUCGACCGGACUGCGUACACGGUCCGGUUAGAAGGGGUCCGGGUCGGGAACCGGUUGCUCCCGGUUCAGAAGACCAUAUACGAACCGGACCACACGGGAGCCGGUCAGACCAUGGUCGACUCGGGCACCCAAUUCACAUUCCUACUCGGGCCGGUUUACGACGCCUUAAAAGCCGAAUUCCUUCGACAGACGAAGGGGAUUCUCCGACCACUGGACGAGCCAGAAUUCGUGUUUCAGGGUGCGAUGGACGCGUGCUUCAGGGGGAGGGCGGCGCCGGCGAUGCUGCCGGCGGUGGCGCUGAUGUUUAGAGGGGUGGAGAUGAGCGUGAGAGGGGAGAAGCUGCUUUACCGGGUCGCAGGUAUGACCCGGGGAAGUGAUGGGGUUUAUUGCUUGACGUUUGGGAAUUCGGAUCUUUUGGGGGUGGAGGCCUACAUUGUAGGGCACCAUCACCAGCAAAAUAUGUGGAUGGAAUUCGACUUGUCCAAGUCCCGGGUCGGGCUCGCGGACUUUAGCUGCGAUUUGGCCGCGCAAAAGUUGGGGUUGUAAUUUACGGGCGGACGCCGAUUUUUUUUUUAGUGUAAUUUUUUUUAAUCGAAGAUGUAUAGUGAUUUCAGAUUUCUCUCGAGAUAGUGAAAUUUUGCUCGAUAAAAGUGCUCGUUAAGUAUGAAAGAUACUACUAGCACAGUGUUGCUUGGUGAGCUGACGAAAGUGUUUGCCAAUAUGGAUAGGUGAAUUGUGAAUUGUGUUUUGUGACAUGAGUAUGAAUAAUAAUAAUUGUCGUUUUUUCA